This is a messenger RNA of Neopsephotus bourkii (Bourke's parrot), 609 nucleotides long. It is a transcript of the gene S100A16, whose product is annotated as S100 calcium binding protein A16. NCBI's taxonomy places the organism in Eukaryota, Metazoa, Chordata, Aves, Psittaciformes, Psittacidae. The transcript has 3 exons. The record is from RefSeq and is a predicted model, not a curated record. Gene Ontology annotation, molecular function: calcium ion binding. Gene Ontology annotation, cellular component: nucleus; perinuclear region of cytoplasm. Bases 151 to 471 code for a protein of 106 amino acids.
GGAGGGGUGGGAGCCCCUUUAAAAGCCCUGCUGGGCCCCGUGCUAUGGGUGCAAGGUGAGCAGAGAGCGGGUGCCGUCGGCUCCCAUUGACCGUGCUGAGGAGCGGGGACAGACGGACACAGCGGGACCCACGCGGGCGCUGAGGCAGCCAUGGCCGAGUGCACGGAGCUGGAAUGGGCCGUCCAGGUGCUGGUGAACAACUUUGACAAGUACUCGAGCCGCCGCUGCUGCUGCAAGAAGCCGCGGCGCAUCAGCAAGAAGGACUUCCGCAAGAUGCUGAGCUGCGAGCUCAACCACAUGCUCACGGACACUGGGAACCGCCGGGCGGCCGAUAAGCUCAUCUGUGACCUGGAUGAGAACAAGGACGGGCGCAUCAGCUUCGAGGAGUACUGGACCUUGAUAGGCGGCAUCGCCAGCCCCAUCGCCCAGAUCAUCCGCCAGCAGGAGCAGAGCGUCAAGCACACCAAGUAGCCAAGCCCCCAGCAUCACCUCCCGCUCCUCCAUAGCUCCCUGCUUCUCCCCCCCCAAUCCCAUUGCUAAGCCCUGCCCCGAGCCCCAGCUCGCCCCCGAGCACCCUGGUCUCCCAGAGCCACGCCAGGGUGUGAUGGG